Hippocampus zosterae (dwarf seahorse) is the source of this 7506-nucleotide messenger RNA. RefSeq names its product BAI1 associated protein 3 (gene baiap3). The record is from RefSeq and is a predicted model, not a curated record. The transcript has 34 exons. NCBI's taxonomy places the organism in Eukaryota, Metazoa, Chordata, Actinopteri, Syngnathiformes, Syngnathidae. The coding region runs from base 1110 to 4631 and encodes 1173 amino acids.
GCCUCAUACAGCACGUACUGUAAUGUGAGUGCGUGCCAUCUGCUUCACUGGAUUGGCAUAUGCUGUGCAGCGUUACAUUGACGCAAGCUAAUCUAAUAGUUUAAUAUCGCCAGCAUCACAGAAAGUGACAUUUCCUGGUUAUUAGCUAAAUGUUAAUGGAUUUUCCAUUAUGCCAACAGUUAAAAAUGAGGCAAUGUAGGUUCACGUGAGAUAAAGUUCUGUCAUAAUUAUUUCAAGCCAGAUUCACAAAGGACAACUGUCAGGCUCUUCAAGGCCAAGCACAAAUCCAACGACCUUUUUAAGAGUCCUUAUUAGACUCCUGACAAAAAAGUAUUUUUAUGCCUCACAUUGGUGGCAGGAUGGAAGUUUUGACAAGUUAAAGGGCAUAAGAAAGUUGAAUUACAUGGAAGUCACUGUGACUGAUCCAAGCAGACCUGCACCUGCUGCCUUGUGAGAGGAGAAAAAUCCUCUCAGAGCCAUCCCUCAGCAACAGUCGAGUGACGCGUUCAGGUGCAAGAUGUGGGUGACGUAAUUUAGGCAUUUAAUUUUUUCUAUUUUUAGUUUUGUCUUUUGCCCAAUAUAUGUGCAUAGAAAACACACAUACGGAUAUAAUUUAAUGAUAGUAAAUCUAGCAGAAAAACACAAACACAAAUGAUUCAAUGUAUAAGGCCAAAAAAGAGAAGAGCAACGUUUGAAUUUUGUGGUUUAAAACAACACAAAAACUUUAAUACCACUGAAUUGGCAAAACAUCUUUGUCUUCAAGACGUCAUAAAAAGGCUACUGUAGUUUUCAUAAAUCUUAUUUUUCGGAUGAAUUAUAAAAUUGAUAUUUCCUACACUCUUUGAGGGACCUGAAUUUACCAUCACGCUUCCUGUGACCAUAUUUGGUAGCUCAUAUGGGGAAAACAUGAGCUUGCCAAAGCGUCUCGAAGGUCUAAAAAUGAGCGUUUCUCUGUCGCCUGUCACAAGAAAAACAUCCAAAGCCUCACUGGCAAGUUGAUCACACGCCCGAGCCGAGUGGUAGUUCCGCGGAGAGCAACUCUGAGUCGCGGCGACAAAACAAUUGUUGAGAGCGGAUAACUGCCCGGAGGAGACACACAGUGUAGCGCCAUGACCACGCUCCUGGACCUGAAGAGUAGCGUCUUGCGGCAGGUGCAAAGGAGCCAGUCGUUGAGGAGCCGUAGGGAAUCGCCGCCCGCUGCCGGCAGCCCCCUCAGCCACUGCCCAGAGCCCUUAUCCCGAAGGAUCUCCGAAGAGAGCAUGGAGUUCUUUGAGCGUAUGAAUACCAUUCUGCAGAAACAGGAGAACAUGUUGCAGGCCAGCCAGGCUGAGUGCCAAAGAGGAGCCUGCACCGUGCCACCACCACAAGAACAUGUGGACCAGGCCUUUAUCCAGGACAGACCCAGCAGGAUGGAGCUGGACUUGCUCUAUGAGGAGGUUGUGUAUACAAUCGUCAACCGAGUGGGGGUCCCUUCGUCAGAGCAUGUGACGAGUGAUGAGGAGAUUUUUGCCUACCUCCUGAAGGUGUUUGAUAUUUGCGAGGAGGAGCAUGACAUUAUACUCCAGAAAGUGCAAGAAUCCAAGAGAGCCACUUUUUCCUUAAGAGCUUCUGUUUUGAAAGCCAAGAAUCUGCUGGCGAAGGACGCCAAUGGCUACAGCGACCCCUACUGCAUGUUGGGGAUCUUGGAGGGUCAGAGCUCGCGGGAACCCGAGGAGAAGAAGGAGAGGAAGUUCAGCUUCAGGAAGAGGAAAGACAAGUUGGAGAAACGCUCCAGCACCAAGGAGGCGCUACCUGCCAGGUGCAUCCAGGUGACUGAAGUCAAACCGGAGACCCUCAAUCCCGUCUGGGACGAGCAUUUUGUCUUUGAAGUGGAUGACGUCCACAGUGACUUGCUACAUUUGGACAUUUGGGAUCACGAUGAUGACGUCUCAGUGGCCGAGGCUUGCAAAAAACUCAACGAAGUCAGUGGACUUCGAGGAAUGGGAAGAUAUUUUAAGCAGAUUGCAAAAUCAGUGCGUGCCAACGGAUCGUCGUCGUCCGGCUCCGAGGAGAAUGCGGACGACUUCUUGGGGUGCAUCAACAUCUCUUUAAAUGAAAUUCCCGUCGGCGGCUUCGACACUUGGUUCAAAUUAGAGCCUCGCUCGAGCGCCUCCAAAGUGCAGGGAGAAUGCCACCUGAUAUUGCAGCUUUUCACAAGCCAGAGAGACACGACGCUGUCGAAGAAAGAAACGAACGUGUCCAUCCACAAGAAACUCCUGAGUCAGAUUGUGGAGCAUGAGCACGCUCACGUCAAGCGUGAGCCGUACAACUGGAACGGGCAGGUUAGCCCACCCGGGUGGACGGUGCUGACUCACCAUGCUGUGCAGACGGACCUCACCCGUCUCCAACAGGCCAUUAUUCGCUGGCAGUGCUACAGCGGACACCAUCGAACCCAGCGGGUGUGCUACUCCCUGUUGCUGCGCCUCCUGAGGGCCAUCGAUGCAGAGUGGGACCCUCCCUCUGUGAGAGGGGACCUGGAGAGGCAGCUGUCAGACAGCUUCAGGCUGUACACAGAGCACUGCCUGUGCCUGAUGAAGAACAUGCGGCAGGUUUUCCCCUGCACCAGCGCCGCCGCCAUCACGCGCUAUGAGCUCAUGCUGAGGGGGAUCGGCUACAUGCAGAACAUGCGGGCCUUUAAGACCGUUUGUCCCCUCCGUAACGAGCUGCACUUGGACAUCACAGCCGCCGUGAAGAAAGGAACCUCUGAGUGGUAUGAGGGCCUCAUUGCGCAGUACAAGGCGGAGGAUGGGUCGCUGGAGGAGCACCUGAAAAAAAUGGUCACGGUGGUGGACGCUGUCUGCGCAGACAUUCAGAGAGCUCAGAAUAUCUACAACAAACUCUUCUACAGUGCGGUCAGAGUGGAUUUCUUCAGCGUCUCCUACAGGCAGCUGGAGAAGCUGGUAGCCGAUGAUGUCAAUAUGGCCAUGGAGAGGCUUUGUGGCACCCUGGAGCUAGAAAGUUCCAAACUGACGCAGACGAUGGGCGAGACCAUCUUUGAGCUUUUCAUGUCCCUGAAGAGCCUCCAGGGUUUCCGGGAGUUUCUUCCUCUCAAGGAUGCAAAGAUGUUGGCCUUAACGGGAUUUCACAACUGGUUCAAGUCAUCCAUUCACAAGUUCCUGCAGAUUGUUCACGACAGGUCAUGUGACAGGAUCUGCAAAGCAGUGGAGACGGACAAGAUGGAAGCGGUGCAGCAGGCCAAGCACAGUUCCUCAGCGCUGGAAGUGACAUCCUGCUUCCGGCAAGUCCGAGACAUCUGGCUCCAACUGGCUUGGCCGGACUCUGCGGGAACAUUCAUCUUCGUCACCCGCUUGACCGACAACUUUUGUAGCGAGGCUGUGUACUACUCAGAGAUGCUCACGCGCAAGAUUGAGAGGAGCCAGCUGGGCCGGGACCACAAGAGCUUCAUAGUUCAGCUGUGCGUGGCCCUCAACGACGUUGAACACGUACGCGUCUUCCUGGGAAACCUGCCUCGCGAACUGGACUGGCCGGGCGUGGAGCGAGCCAUGGAGGAGUCGUGCGGCGCCGAGGGCAAGGAACAGGUGUUCAAGGCUCUCAAUGGGCAGCUCUUCAACAUGGACCUCGACCUGCAGAGGGAAGCCAAGCACCUCAUCAUGCUGCUUACAGACAAGAUGGUGCCUGAGCUUCGGCGUUAUAUCCAGCACAUAAGCUUGUCUCCCGACUCCAUCAACAACGACGACGCGGUGGCCCCCCUCAUGAAGUACCUGCAGGACACAGUGGUCAUCCUCACCGACACGCUGGUGAAGGACAACCUCAUCCGGGUUCUUCAGAGCCUGUGGGAGCUGCUGCUGCGCAUGAUUCUGGACUCGGUCACAGAGAACCGAGGCGUUCAGGUGGAGUUCUACAACCGCUUCCAGUACACUGUCGAGACCUUAUUGCAAUUUCUCCAAGGAAACGGUCUGUCCCUUGAAGAUAUGAAGAGCGGAGACUACAAGGCCCUGGAGGAGGAGCUGAAGAUGAACAAGUGUUCCUCUUUCGAACUGAUUGAACAGUAUUACUUGGAAAAGAUCUCCCUGCAGAAAACCCUCAAACACACACGCUUCGGUCGCAUCAGCGUCAAGUGCUACUACGACGCUCCUGAGCAGAGGCUGACUGUAGAGAUCCUGCACGCUGCCGACAUCAUGGCGCUGGAUGCCAAUGGUCUGAGCGACCCGUUUGUCAUCGUGGAACUGUGCCCCCACCACCUCUUCCCGCUGGCCAAGAGCCAGCGCACGCAGGUGAAGCUGAAGACGCUGCACCCCGUGUUCGACGAGCUCUUCUACUUCCACGUGAGUCCCGAGCAGUACAGGCACAGAUUUGCCUGCUUGACCUUCACCGUGAUGGACUACGACUGGCUGUCCACCAACGACUUCGCCGGAGAGGCCGUGGCCCCGCUCAGCGACUUCUGCUGGCCGGGCAGGCCCAACGCCACGGCGGCCGGCAAGAGUGUGCAGCCCUUCAUCCUCCACCUGUCUCGCAGCAAACCCAGCGAUAAACCGAUCAUGCGGAUGCUGGACGCUCGGGUGGGCGACAGGGAGGCUCAGGAGUUUGUCCGGAGGCUGAAGGAGAUUGAAAAGUCCAUGGAAGAAGAGUAAAAAAAAAAAUUGAAAAAAAACCAUACACACAGAAAAAAGACGCCCUGGGUCAAUGCGUAUCAAUGUUCUCUGACCAUGUCUCGCCACCUGUGCUCUUGUACCGGUACAAUGUUUACAAUUUUCGGGUUGUUGUUGUUGCUAGGUAUUUUUUUUUCUUCUCGUUUUUACAAUAUUCAAAUUUAUUGAUUUGGUAUGCAUACCAAAUUGACAAAUUAAGAGGGAGUCACUGUGCGACCUGAUGCUGUUUCAGUUGAACUCCAUUUUAGGAAAAACUAUAUGUGACUAUUUUCUUUUCAUUUUUUGUUACGUUCUAUUUGGCGUAUAUUUGAUAUGUUAGAAUUCCAAACUGUUUUGUGGAAGUAGCACACAGUCGAAGUAUGAAUCUUUACCUCACGUGGGUUUUUGGUGGUUUUUGGAUGGUGUUCGAUGGGAGGAAGCUCAGGGUACAAAACUUGGCGGCGAAUCAUUGAACAUUUUUUCCAACUUUGAGUCGUAUUUGUAGCUGUUGUAUGAAUUCAAAUGGAUUUGGAUUCGGGCCUUUAAUUACUAUUCUCAAUUUAAAAAGACUAUAGCGGAUGUCUACAGCCAACAAAAUCCGAAGGCUUUUUUGUCCCAAAAAGUAAUUCACCUGGUACGGAUUUAUUUAUUUAUUUAUUUAUUUAUGGAUGUGCUGCAUUGUAUACUUCAUUGGUUAAUAUUCCAUCCUCCAAACCACUUAGAAAAGUUCUUGUAGCAAAAUGUCGUAUUAUUAAGCGUACCGCGUCGGCCAUCUUUGUGGAAUGGGUGCGUUUGUAAUUUUGUGCAAGUUUCUACUAAAUUACGUCGACAAGAUGCACUUUUUGUAUUUUGAUGUUGGGUAUUUUAAAAAAUAAGAGGGGAAAGGAAGGCAGUUUUGCUCAUUCAAGUGUUUCAUGGACGAAAAACGCUCAUCCCCAUCUUACGUGAUUAAAUUUGGUGAAUUGAUAAAUUUCUUUACGAAAGAAGAAAAACAUUUGAAUGUAUUCCAGUCAUUAAGUGUCUCUUAUCUGCCAUCUUUGUCCCCCCGAUAUUUGUGGGUGCUUUGAAAAUAUUCCAGUUUUGAUGCGUUAGUGUUAACACUCUGUGAUAUUUCCUCCAAAAUUGUCGUGCGACAUUACUAAACAUUCCAUUGCACUAUCGAGCUCUCACUCUGUCGAGUUCAUGUCAUUUUAACUGAGUUUUACUUGAAUAUUUUUGUUGGCCAUAUAAAGUCUGUCUACAUGAUUUUUGUGAUUUUUUUAUUUCUUUUUUUUGUUGAAACAUUUAAGUCAGACUUUGUCAUUUCAUCAUGUCAAACAUCCCCUACCCCCUUCCAAAAAAUAGUGAGUCAUAGUGUAUUUUUAAUCUGCGGUGUGUUGAAAUGCUGAGUCACUGCUUUGUGUACAACUACCUGAAAGGAAUCAAAUGAAACCCUGAAUGGCAGCGUAGGCACCAAAGCGUCAUUCUAGUGCAGCUAAUAAACUCCUUGCGUUUCAGAUGACAAGAAUGCUCAUUCGUAUUCCAUUUUGAGCAAUGUGUUAACAUAUGCACUUAGCUAAGAUAUACGUGAAUAAAAAUUCAAUUCAAUGUUAAAUAGGACAAUGCGUAUGUUAUUGUGAGUAUUUAGUAGCAUCAAGUGCUCUGGGAUUAUUUUUUUCCCUUUUCAAAGCUUCAGGAACGUUUUUUUUUUGUUGUUGUUUUCUUUUUUUUUACAAAUGCAUAUAAUAGCCUAAACUAGUCAAAAUAUUCAUUGUUAUGCUUGGAGCACAGCAUGUCCAUCCAGUUCGAAAUCUACUCACAGUCGCAACUAAAACCUUGCAUAAAAAACAAUCUGAUACCAAAAUAAAUAUUCAGAGAAAUAGAGAAUUGUCGCAUGAGCAUGUUCUUGUGAGCAUUUUCUUAGAUUUUGUACUGUAGCGCUCUGAAAUUAGGGGAAAAUCUGGAUUUGGGGGUUGAUUAAUAAAAUAAGAUAUGUGAAAGAAUGUAAACUAAUAUGUCCAACCCCAAACAAUACAAUGUGAUAGACUUUGAUAUGAUUCAUUUUGUUAAAAGUACUGCUUUUCAGUCAUCCCGUGGUGGCAUGGUGCCAAGGAACUAUUGAGAAGUGAGUUGAGGAGCUUCAUUUCGACAAAAGUAGCUCUGUAGUGCUGCCUUGUGACAGCUUGGUUCCAAAGAAGUGUUUAGAAGUGAUUUGAGAAGCUUCAUCUAGACAAAAGUUGCAUUUCGGUCCCAUCUUGAGACAGUUUGGAGCUAUGUUGAAGUGAGUUUUACUGUGAGAUGAUGCUAAACUUUUUGCAGAAUCAUUCAAAAAUUAUUUCAGCAUUUUUUUAUCAGUACAGGUGUAAACACCCCGGGCACCUUCAUUGCCUCAAUCUAUGAAGUAUUCUGAAAAUAAGCACUCAACUUUAAUCAUGUUUCCAUACGAAUGAACCCUCCCCCCCCCCCCCCCCCCCCCAAAUGUAAGCAUUUCAAGAAAGCAUUUACAAGGACACCUCACUUAAAAGAUGAUGAUCUGCGCAGGAGUCAGUGGAACAAAAAUUGCAGCAUUUUUGAUGACGUAAACUCUUACGGUAGCUUCUCGUGCAGUGUUGUGCCUUCUUUUUUUUUCUGAGGACUCGCUUUCGAAGGUUUUUAAUCCAUCAGAGGUUGAGCACAACACAAACAAAGGACAAAUUUUCUUUGAAGCUCUUGGUACAAGAAAUAACGUGAAUUGGCACUUGGGGUGGAUCCGAAGACGUCUUGUUAUCGUUGCAGUGAAUUCUUUGUCCUUGAAUAUGUAAAUGACUGUUGUUGCUGUUUAUUAGAUAAUCGAAACGUUUGAGAUCUGUCGAUGGACUUAAAAAUGUAAAGUGAAAAUAAAAUGAUGUUUACAUUUCAA